CGUUGUUUGAGCCGCAGCUCUGCAAACCCAGUUGGCUAUGAAACCGCAGUCGGCGGGCCAGAACUGGUCCAGCUAGGUGGUGUCAGUGUUCGUUGUGGACGAAAUUCGCUGUUUUACUACGAAAUUCCGCGAUCGCGGGGGCUUCAGUGGCGUGGGGGCUGUCCGAGUCGGCCCCAGAAGUGCCGUUCGCUUGUUCUCUCUCUGUCGCGGCCUGCUUAGUUGACGUGUGGAAUAGUUGGGUGUUUACAUAAUUGUGUUAUUGUGAACGUGCUGUUGUCCGUGUUGUUGUACGGUCUUCGGGACGCCGCGUCGUGGCGUCGCCGGACUAGGUUAGCCCCCGAAAUGAGCGAUUGAUUCGUGGAAAUUUCCAAUGGUGGACAACGUUCGAAUGGGCAACCUACUCCAAGCGUCUUCGGUAAUGCCAUGUUUGAAAAGAAAACGAGGUUGCGAGUCAAACGUCUGCUGGAAAAACAGUUCCACAAUUUUCACGAAUUGGAGCAGUCCUUAAAAAAUAAUCUCAUUGAUAGCCAAUUGGAUAUUAAUAAAUCGGCGGCGAAAAAAGUUCCCUCAAAUCGCUCUACAAAUGAGCGUAACAUGACACGUAAGACUAGAUCAAGACGGCCACGCAUCCAUUCGGUUUUUCAGUCGGGUUAUUGUGCAGUUUGUCACGCACCUUACGCCAGUCUUGAGGAUCACAUUCAAUCCAAGAGACAUUUGAAACUGAUCGGUGACGAUGGCAGUUUUAUAUCUAUAAAAGGCUUUGACUCAUUCCUGGCCUUGGAUGGAAUCGAUUCGAUUGAAGUGAAUGGUAAAAACUGCGAGUACUCCCCGCCGCGUCGCAGAGGCAGAAUGCCGCGGCGAAAACGUACUUCCUCCUUGAUGUGCGACAGAAUGAAAGAUUCCCCGAUGUCUCCCGUGGGAAGCGACUCAGGCCACCACUUGCGCUCAAGAAAAAAUAUCAAUUACAUGACGCCGCCUCUCGAAGAAGACAGUCUGACGGAAAAGCCCGAAGUGGUCAAGGAGUAUCGCGAGCUGAGAUCGAGCACCCGACUUCUAGCCAAACUCGCCGACCAGAUGGUGGAAAGCGAUGAAGUGUGGAACUCGGGUCGGCCGAAGAGGUCUUGCAACCGGACGCGGAUCUCCGCCGACGAACGGCUGGUAGUCGAUAACAAGAGUUACUACAAAGUGGAAGUUCUGUCGUCGAAAUUGCGCUCGGGAGUGGCCCAUUUUCAGCCCGAGGUUAAACGACCGGAAACGCCAGUCAACGAAAGCAAAGAGGACGAUAAGGGUUUGAUCGUGAAAUUCAGAAAGUUGCGUAGUUCGGAAUUAGUGCGGCUGAAUAAUGAAGCGGAGAAUUUCUUGUUCCCGAAGAAGGACGACAGCAGCGACGAGGACGACGACGACGACGAGAAUGACAAGUCGAAGACUGAUCACAGUUCCGUGGGGGACGCCGACGACGUGAAGAGAAUCAAAGUCGAGGAUGACGAGUCGAUGCAUAGCACGAGCUCGGAGAGCAAGGGGAAGAAGCGGAGGCGGACACACGCGGAGGCUUUUAUUAUGGAUAAUCAAAAAUAUUAUAAGUUCGAGACGCCCGGUUCUAGGUUAAGGUAUCACGGCUCAUAUUUAUCUCCCGUUCCUAUGAAGUUGAAAAACAACGGCGAAUGCGUAGUCAAAACCGAAUCAGAUCACUUGGAAGCAGCCAAAAAUUUCAAACUCAGUUUAGACGAUUACAACUUUUCUUUUGAAAGCGUUCCAAAAAACGAGGUCUGGUAUCAAACCUUCCAGAGGCGUGACAAGGGGGAGGAGAAGUACGUUUUUCUGGACGAUGACUUGAACGUUUUAGGUUACUGGAACCCGCUGAUUCUUCCGUAUCAACUCGACUACGUGCCACCACUGGAUCCUCGAGAGUGCGUCUCGCAGUACAAUCAGAUCAAGAAAUGCCUUAUAGAGCCGCUUUCGGCUUCGACUUCCGUCACCUGCAGCACUCCCGACCCUAACGCCAGCAACUCGAGCGUGGAGACUGCCUUUAAUCAAGACGAAGACAGCAAAAUAAGCGCGACCGAAGUAAGUUCCAAUAGCACGGUGGAUGACAUCAAACCGAACAAGCGAGGUCGGAGGUCAGGGGCCGUCGUAAACAUAACCGGAAACGGAAAGAACCCCCGGAAAUCACCGAGGCAACACGCUUCUACGUUGGCCAUCCUCAGCAGUUUGAUCCAGCAGAGGAAGAGGAAGUCGCGGAGGCACGACCUGGACUUCCGGACCACUCUGCCGACGAUUCUGGAGGAGCCGAGAGCGAGGUCUUCGAAAAAGCCGAGAGUGGACUAUAUUUCGUUGAUGAAGAACGUGGAGGAGGAAUUCGCGAAUGUUUGCGACGACGGUUUGCUGGACGUGGAGAUCGACAAGGACAACGGGAUCGACUUUAAAGGGAGCGUCGCGAUCGAGGACAUUCUCACGGUAUACGAAAAUAAAGACAGCGUGAUUAAAGCGAAUAAAAGACUAGUUAGCGGGAAGCCUGGGCGGAAGCCCGGGAAGAGGAAAAAGAAUCGGACGGGUUGGCCGUUGAAUAGGACGAGGAGGAGGAGGGAUAGGAAGGAAGACGACGAGAGCACGGUGGACUCGCUGAGUGUGAAUGCGGAUUCGGAGGAGAACGAGGGGUGCGAGGACGCGAAUUCGACUGAUAGUAUUAAGAAGAAAGGUGUAGCGAAAAUUAGUGAAAACAACAACCAAAAUGACCACAGUAGUUUAGGUGAUGUAACUAUAGCGGAUAAUUGUGAUCAUAACGAUGACAGGGUAGGAAAGAAUGACGUAUCUUCGGACAAAGUACUGACGAAUAAAGUGAACAAUAGUGACGGUUUUAGUAUUGGUUUGAAAUACCAGCCGUACGUUCGUGUGCAAAAACUUGACAGAAAUCGUGUAGACAAUAAAAGUGAGCCGGCGAAACGAAGUAAUUCCCCGAAGCGAACAAAUAGAGGGCAGAGAAGGAUGCCCGCAUCUCCAAAAUCGCCUAGGAUGUUACGGAGGCCGAGAGGCCGGUGGUACCGAGAGAGAUAAGAUAGAGUUCCAUAUGUUAUUUAUUUUUCUCUUGUAUUUCGUUAAGUUAAACAAAUAUGUAUUCGAAUAUUUUGUACCAAAUCUGUAUUAUUUUAUUAUUUUUUUAAUGUUAACAUAUAGUCUUUCGUCUUCAAAAUGAAAUUAUUCUAUUUGUAUAUUCCUUCAAUAUGUAAGUAGCAUGAAAAUUUUGGUUUGCCUUUGCCAUUGUAUAUGGUUUUAUUUUUGAGAGAAUUACAUUUCAAGGCAAAUUUGGAAAUAAAAUUGUUGUUUACGAUGA
Messenger RNA from Zophobas morio, 3328 nucleotides. RefSeq lists its product as uncharacterized. NCBI's taxonomy places the organism in Eukaryota, Metazoa, Arthropoda, Insecta, Coleoptera, Tenebrionidae. The record is from RefSeq and is a predicted model, not a curated record. Gene Ontology annotation, molecular function: nucleic acid binding; zinc ion binding. The coding region runs from base 424 to 3051 and encodes 875 amino acids. The transcript is spliced from 8 exons.